Molecule: messenger RNA, 3127 nt
Organism: Hippocampus comes (tiger tail seahorse)
Lineage: Eukaryota; Metazoa; Chordata; Actinopteri; Syngnathiformes; Syngnathidae
Product: chromodomain-helicase-DNA-binding protein 5-like
Exons: 8
Biological process (GO): chromatin remodeling
Cellular component (GO): NuRD complex; nucleus; chromatin
Molecular function (GO): histone binding; ATP hydrolysis activity; ATP-dependent chromatin remodeler activity
Source: RefSeq, a predicted model, not a curated record
ACUGACGGCGACCACAGCAAGGCGGCCUCCGAGGAGAAAACGGGAGGAGACGACAAAGAGGACAAACCGGCAGAGAGGACGGUUGGUCAGGACUCGCCUAAAAGUGAGAGUCAGGCCAAAGAAGCGGAGAAGCCUCCCGAGGGAGAAGACGGCGAGGAGAAGGAAAGCAAAGCAGAUGAGGUGAAAAGCGAGGACGCUGCCACUGCGGACACUCGCCUGAAUGGCGACAAAGACGCGCCGGAUGAAUCGGACGAUGCCAGGAAGGAGGACAAGAACGGAUUCAAAACCAAGUUCAUGUUCAAUAUCGCUGAUGGAGGCUUUACAGAGUUACACACGCUGUGGCAGACGGAGGAGCGGGCGGCGCUGUCGUCCGGCAAGAUGGCCGACAUCUGGCACCGUCGCCAUGACUACUGGCUGCUGGCGGGCAUCGUCACGCACGGCUACGCGCGCUGGCAGGACAUCCAGAACGACCCGCGCUACGCCAUCCUCAAUGAGCCCUUCAAGACCGAGAUGCACAAGGGCAACUACCUGGAGAUGAAGAACAAGUUCCUGGCCCGGCGAUUCAAGUUGCUGGAGCAAGCGCUGGUGAUCGAAGAGCAGCUCCGGCGCGCCGCCUACCUCAACAUGAGCCAGGACCCCGGACACCCCGCCAUGGCUCUCAACACGCGCUUCACCGAGGUGGAGUGUCUGGCCGAGUCACACCAGCACCUGUCCAAAGAGUCCCUGGGCGGGAACAAGCCGGCCAAUGCCGUGCUGCACAAAGUGCUGAACCAGCUGGAGGAGCUCCUUAGCGACAUGAAAGCCGACGUGACGCGGCUGCCCAACAUGUUGUCCCGCAUCCCGCCCGUGUCGGCCCGCCUGCAGAUGUCCGAGCGCAGCAUCCUGAGCCGCCUCACCAGCCGAGGUGGUGAACCUCCCCCGCAGCAGACUUUCAGCCAGGGAGGUUUCACAUGCUCCCAGCUGUACGGAGGCACAUUUGGGGGUGCGUUCAGGGCCUCCGGGGGGCAGCCCAUGGUCAAUUACAGUCAGAUGCCUCUAGGGCCAUAUGUCAGUGUGUCCAACGGUCCUCCCAGCGGCCACCUGGACAAGAAGCCCUUCGAGUCCCUGCGAGACGCGGCCACACCCGACCUGAAGUCCGGCAAAGCCAGCGAUGUCAUCUGCAUCGAGGACUGAGACGCUUUCUCUCUCCUUUUGGUUUUCAUUUGCAGACGUAUUGAAUCUGAAGAAUUGCACUUUUACCUUUGCAGAGGUUUUUUUAACUUGAUAUAUUUAACUGAAAAACCUCCGACAAGAUGUCAGGACUGAGGUAAAAUGUGACUUUGUCCUCUCUUGUUUUUUUUUUUCCAGUGGACAUUUGAAUGCAGUUUUCCUUCAUGUGUUGUUGUCAUUCAUGUCGUGUUGAUUCUUUUUGAAAGCCUCUUCAUGGAUGCAGUAAAUGCCUGAAAGUGCGCCACCGGCUGGUCGCGACGGUCUUUACCUCACGUGGAUGGUCUCAUUGGUGACACCUGCAGGACUCUAGAUGCGUUGCAGCGUGUUUUGUGAGUUCGAUACUUGUGAUGGUUUCGGUUUUGAAUGUUGGCAGCACUCUAAAGACGGGGGUGGGCAACCGAGGGCUGCGGGCCAUAUGUGGGCCCUUGUCGGAACUGAUUGAUUUGCCUUGGUUUGUGGGACUGCUAUUCUGUGAGUGAAGGAUUUUCCUUGAUAUUUAUAUUGAUUCCCCAACACAAAAGAUGCCUUUUCUUUUUGCUUUGACCGUUUUUAAGACUGCGAUGGGACCAUCAAUGCCGUUUUGUCCUCAGUCCUCCGUGAAGAUUUUUGUUUGUGGUUUUGUUUCAAAUCAUGAAUGCUGUCUGCUUUCUAUGCUUGAAACCCUAACUGGCAACCCCGUCUUGAAAUACUAAUUUGGAAGCCGGCUGGUUUUAAGACAGAGAUGGGACCAUCAGAGCUCAGUUUGUCCACAGUCCCGGUUUUGUCAAAUCCAGAAAGCUUUCUGUUUUCUAAACCCUAACCUAAUUCCCGUAUAAGCUCAAGCGUGGCUUUAGUCAUCUUCAGUCAUUUGUGCGUUUUUGGGAUUUGCUUCCCCUUAAAGACUGCAAUGGCAGCAUCAGUGCUUGCCUCCGUCCUCCACGAUCAUUUUAUUAUAUAUAUUUUUCAGUUUAACCUGCAAACCCUAAUUCUGUCUUGAACCCCUACAUUCAAACCCUAACUCAGUUUUAUGACAGCAGUGGGAAGUUUUUGGCUCAUUCCUCCAUGAGCACUUUCAAACUUUUGUGCUUUUUGUGUCAAAUCAUACAUGCCCUCCAUUUUAAAAUCUGCAAACCCUACCACUGUCUUGAGGAAACCCGUGCCCCGUACGAAACACUAACCCGGGUGGUUUUAAGACCACGAUUAACAUGGGCUCCAAUUUCCAUAGACUCACGAUGUUACGGUUUAGCUCCACAAUGCGUAAGAUGUGGUAUGUAAGAAUUGAAAUCAUGUCCACUGUGAGAUGAUUGCGGUGGAACGUCCAGUCAGGUGACCAUCUGCCAUCAUUGUCCUGAUAUGGAAGCGCAAGAAAUCCAGAAUCCCCCUCGCCAGCAUAUUAUUUAUUUCAUUAAACUGUAUUUGUAAUUUUUUUUAUGCACUAUUUAUUGUUUUUGUUGUCGCAAAUGACUCGCUUUGCAGACAAAACCUCAGAAAUGUGUAAAUAAAGCGUCUAAAUUGAAUUAAAAAAAAAACUGAAUGUCCGCCGCGGCGUGACCUUGAGGGGACGUCAGCGACAACCUAUUCUGAUCACAUGCAAUCAAACUGGAGUCGAUGAAUGUACUGUCUACUAAAAACAAACAAACCAAGACUUCAGUCUAAUGUUAUAAAUUUUGCGUAUGUACAUGCUUCUAAUGAACAUGGCUUCAAAAGCUCAAAAAAAUUAAAAGACCAUGACGAGGCACCUUUGGUUGCAGUGAAUGCACAGCUUCUGAAGCUUUUUCUAUGGCGGUUCACUUUGGGGCUCGUGGGGCGUCCCAAGACGCACACGCAGGUUCUUCUUCGGACUUGUGCUGUCAAGCGACUGGACGACCAAGUGAACGGUCAUCUUUUGAUUUGUACUGUGGAUUUGUUUCAUUGUGUUUUAAUAAAUCUUCCGAUGACA